This is a messenger RNA of Sesamum indicum (sesame), 1259 nucleotides long. RefSeq names its product transcription factor MYB106. Lineage: Eukaryota; Viridiplantae; Streptophyta; Magnoliopsida; Lamiales; Pedaliaceae. The record is from RefSeq and is a predicted model, not a curated record.
UAUAUAUAGUAUACACUCUCUGUCUGAAUGAUGUAGCUAGGGCUAGCUACUUGUAUUCUCUCACUCUGAGGUCUGUGUGUGUCCAUAGGUUCGCCCAUUUUGACGUACGGUAAGAAAUGGAGGUGAAGGCUGAUGACGGUGGAUGCUGGCCGGAUAACGUAGUCGAACUGAAGAAAGGGCCAUGGACACCUGAAGAAGACCAGAAGCUUCUCCAUUACAUCCAACAACAUGGCCACGGUAGCUGGCGCACCCUCCCUCCCAAAGCUGGGCUCCAGAGAUGCGGGAAAAGCUGCAGACUAAGGUGGAAAAAUUAUUUGAGGCCUGACAUUAAGAGAGGAAAGUUCAGCAUUCAAGAAGAACAAACCAUCAUUCAACUUCAUGCCCUCCUCGGAAACAGAUGGUCGACCAUAGCAGCUCACUUACCAAAGAGGACCGAUAACGAGAUAAAGAACUACUGGAACAGUCAUCUGAAGAAGAGACUCAGUAAUAUGGGAAUUGAUCCAACGACUCACAAGCCCAAAAACCACGCCUUCUUCUGUGGUGGUCGCUCCAACGACUUUGCCAAUCUUUGCCACAUGGCUCAAUGGGAAACCGCUCGGCUUGAGGCCGAAGCCAGGCUGGUCCGCGAGUCCAAACUCAUGUCCAACCCUUCCACCCACUUGCUCAACAAACCCACAACCGCAGCUCCACCACCACCACGGCCGCCGUGUUUGGACGUGCUCAAAGUGUGGGCAUGGACGAAUAAUCCUGGAAAACACAUGUCGACUGCUACUACACCUAGUGGAUUGUUAACCUACAACGGCGGCCUUCAAUUAAACUUGUCAGACAACUUGGGCCCCAUCCCAACCGUCGAAUUAUUCGAUCAGAACUCAUCAUCCAUCACAAACAUAAAUCGCGUCCAACUGUCGGGUUCAUGGACAGUUAAUGGACCACCUAGUACUGGUUAUAACUAUGAUCAGGAUGAUGAUGAGGAGGAGGAGGUCAAAGGCAUAAUUGACGACUACUCAUCAUCAAUGGAUCAGAUCCAUGAUAUGAUGAUCAUGACAAGCAACCCUGUUGAUUAUGCUGAUCCCUUAUGGAUUCCAAGCAGCUUCAUGCAGGGUUUCACAGAUCUUCCUCCAAGAAUUAAUGUUUCCGAAACGUCCGGACCUUCUGAUAAUUACGUUUUCCAAGUUGUUGACGCUAAUGCUUUUAACUUAACGCAUUAACUGCUCAUAAAUUCGGGUACUCAUGUUCUUUCUCUCUCAGUAAUUAUAAAG